AUGCCGGGCACUGGGUAUCCUGUGGACUGGGAUGGAGUCUGGCAGACUCAGGCCAGCGGCGUCUCUAUAGAAACUUUGGUGCGCUCGAGCGCCCCGAAACACCCAACGGGGCUGGGCGCUGGCGCAUUGAUAGAAGACAUCCUGGAGAACAGAAUAAACAGUACACAGGUCGUCCUGGCCGCCAUACUUGAUCUCCUCACGUCCCAGUGCGAUCGCCACCCCCAGAACGUCUUUGUCAACGAGGAUGGCGACGUCACCCUGAUCGACAACGACCAGGUGUUCGGGCACUGCUGGAAGCCCGACAAUUUGGAUUCGAUGUUCAUUCCCACCACCGAGAAGCACUCCCUCGAGGCCGUCGGCUUCCCAUACAUGAGGACCCUGGACCCGGAACAAAUCAGACAGAAGCCGUCAGUCAUGAUGCUGCUGGACUACCGGUGCCACGCGGACGGCGGCGUAAUUGGAACGGACUACCCGCCAAGCGUUACCGCUUGCAUGAAGAGGAUCCGGGACAUGUCCGCCGAAGGCAUUACGAACAGGUACAACAUGCCCAGCGAAGAGAUGUCGGUGGCGGUGAAAGGCCGCGCGACCGCCAUGCUCGAGAAAGGGUUUGAGUGGGCCGUGCUGAAUUCAGAGCCCAAGAGGGACCCGAAGUUCGUUUUCCCGUGGCAGCGCCCGUGCUGCAACAUGACGAGGGCUGGGGGCGAGGCGUCCAAGGACUUCAGCUGCGCAACGGGCUGGGCUCCGGAAGUCAUUCCCCAGGACAAAUCGGUGAUUGUUGUUCCGAAUGGGGUCCAAGAAGAGGGCUGGUAG
This is a messenger RNA of Ostreobium quekettii, 810 nucleotides long. The record is from the annotation of a GenBank genome assembly. NCBI's taxonomy places the organism in Eukaryota, Viridiplantae, Chlorophyta, Ulvophyceae, Bryopsidales, Ostreobiaceae.